AUAAUAGAUCUGCUUCUUCUUGUUUUUCUAAGUAGGUAAAAUUCGGAUUUAAUUUGCAGUAGUUUACCGGAUGUUAUUAUUAUUUUCAUCAUCGGAUCUGUUAAAUUAAGUUAACUUAAGUUGUUGUAAUAUAUCUAUCAAACACAAGAAGAAGAAGAAGAUGAUGUCGUCGGAGUUUGAACAUCUCCGAAUUCCAAUUGAAGAUAUAAAAUCGGCCACCAACAACUUUAGCGAAGACAACUGUAUCGGCCGAGGUGGGUUUGGGAAGGUUUAUAAAGGUCAACUUUCCUUAGUUAGUACUUCCGAAGGGAAGUGGUUGAACACCAUGGUUGCUGUUAAGCGGUUAGAUCGUGCUUUUGGACAAGGAGACCCUGAGUUCUGGAAAGAGAUUAUGUCACUUGCGCGUUACAAACAUGAAAAUUUGGUCUCUUUACUAGGCUUUUGUGACGAGGAUGGUGAAAAAAUCCUUGUAUACGAAUAUCUAUCCAACAAAAGUCUCGAUCUGCAUCUAAGUAACACCCGUCUCUCAUGGAUCCAACGCCUUCGUAUAUGCAUCGGGGCUGCGCGUGGAAUAAAUUUCCUUCAUAAUCCUGAUCCCGCAAGUCAUCAGAGACUCUUACAUCGUGACAUCAAGAGUUCGAAUAUAUUGUUGGACCAAAAUUGGAAUGCUAAAGUUGCAGAUUUUGGCCUUUCAAAGCUUGGCCCUGCAAACCAGCGAUACACAUUUCUUUUCAAUGACGCUGUAGGCUCCCUCAGCUAUAUGGAUCCAAUGUAUGCGCAGACCGGGUUGUUGUCAAAAGAAUCCGACGUCUAUUCAUUCGGUGUGGUGUUGUUCGAAGUUCUUUGCGGAAGGCUUGCGGUUCUAAAUACCAAAGAUGAUAGCCGUUUCCUUGCAAUGUUGGUGCAGAAGCGGUAUCAAGAAAAUAAACUAGACACUAUAGUAGAAACUAGUAUAAAGGAACAAAUUGCCGCAAAGUGUUUAGAAACAUUCUCAGGAAUCACAUAUCAAUGUUUGAGGCUGGAGAGAAAAGAGCGCCCAUCAAUGACUCAAGUUGUGCAACAGCUUGAAAUUGCACUACAAUAUCAAGAGGCACAUGAGAAGGAACUAAAAUUUGAGGCAUACGAGACGGAAGAAUCUGACUCAGAUGACGAGGAUGAUUUCUGGGAGACAAAACUACCUCAAGACUGGAAAGGGAUGAUUAAAAACUUCAAUAUUCCAAAAGCCAUUUAUACUAUCAAAAGAGAUCUCUUCUGGCUUCUUCACAAGGGAAUUCUAUUUGAUGAAGGAAACAAGUUCUUAUGGAUAAACAAUGAUGGAACGAAAUGUGUACUGAUAUCAGCAAAAAGAUUUGUAGAGGUCAAUGAGGGAAAUGAUCAUCGUUGGGUGUUCCAACAUGGUUCUUCGAGGCAUCUUCUUUCUAGGUUUCCAGUUGUAGUGGAAUAUCACUAUGGGAAGUGGAAAAAAAUUAGAUGUCAAAUAAAAACUAGCAUUUUAUCACUUAAUACCAUGUAUGCAGCUAAAAUGGUGUUCAAAUACUCUAAAAAACCCAUUGAGGAUCUCAAACAUUUAAGGUUGAUGACGCUUAGAUGGAAGGUUGACGAGUCAAGUGUAUAUUCUACGCAUUAUGCAGAACUGACAGAUGACAACUGGUAUAAGAUUCGAAUGUGGAGUUUCCUUAAUCAUGGGCCGAAUGCUGAUUUUGACAUUGAGAUAGAGGAGCUUUCAUAUUAUGACAAUCCUGUAGAAUCUGGUCUCUUGAUACAAGGAAUAGAAUUUCAGCCUCUAGAGAUGAUGCAGCAUAACGAAAUCGAAAAAAUAAAGAGUCUCUUGAUGCCAAUAGAAGAGGAAAAAGAAGACGACGUAUACUGGGAGAAAAAGUUGCCAAAAAACUAUCACCAGUAUAUUGAGAUAUCAGACAAACAUUUGCAUUACACCAGCAAAAAGGAUCUUUAUCUCCUCCUUUGCGCGGGUUUCCUUGCUUAUGGUUGCAAAAUGUGGCUUUUCCUAUGCAAAUCAACUGGUGGGAUAUGUUCGAUACUACCACCGACACAUAUUUUAUGCAACGACACAAGCUAUGAAAGUUUAGAAACUCUAUCUCUAUCCGAAUCAAGGUUUAAAGAGGUGAAAGAACUUGGAACUGAUGAUUGGUAUCUUUUCACAUGUAGACUUCGGCCAUUCAUGUUUUCACCUAACUAUAUCUAUGCAUGCUAUCUUGUGUUCAAAUUUGGAGACAACCAUGAUUUAUCAAAUAAUGCUCUGGCACCACGUAAGAGGAGCUCUUUUCGUUCAACGUGGAAGGCCCGGAUCCGGCCUUCCAAACCACAAACGCGGUCUCGCGAAUUCUUUAAAGUAAAAUACAAGUUGGGUGACAUGAUUAAGGGUACUGUUUUUGCUCAUAUGAAUUCGAUUCCACCGAUUAAUAUACCAACACUCAUGCCAAAGAAUGAUCAUGGAUCACAUGACUUAUCAACUGCAUCAAGGAUUGAAGGAUCUGUGAUGCCAAAAGGUCACAUGGAUAUUCAAAAUAGUUGGAUGGAGGAAAGAAAUGAUGGUUGGAUGGAGGUCAGAUUGAGCAAAUCGUUACAUCAGUUAGAGAAUCAUGUGUCAUUGGAGGUUAAAUUAUGGAAACCCGAGGGUGGGAGUUUUAGUGGAAUUAUUGUGGAAGGCAUCGAGUUUAGGCCAAUGCAGGAUGUAUCUAAUUUUUGAAAGAUUAAUUCGAUAAUGGCCAUACCUCCUUAUCGCUAUACCAAGUUACCAACGAUUUAGAAGUCUGAAAUCUGCAGGGAACAUUCACAAUCAGUAAUGAAAAAUGUUGGAUAAAUAUUGUGUUUGAUGGCUCUCUUCUUGUAUUAUUAGUAGUUGUAGUUAAAUUCAAUAAAUUAUGCGUUACAGGUUUCUGGUUGUUUUGUAUAUACCCUCUUUGUAUGUAUCCCUUUUUAUUAUCGUAUCACAUAAAUUAAACUUGGUUUUAGUUAUUUUUGAA
Messenger RNA from Erigeron canadensis, 2984 nucleotides. RefSeq lists its product as uncharacterized. The transcript is spliced from 6 exons. The record is from RefSeq and is a predicted model, not a curated record. Gene Ontology annotation, molecular function: transmembrane receptor protein tyrosine kinase activity; ATP binding. The coding region runs from base 161 to 2707 and encodes 848 amino acids. Gene Ontology annotation, cellular component: plasmodesma; plasma membrane. Gene Ontology annotation, biological process: protein autophosphorylation. Lineage: Eukaryota; Viridiplantae; Streptophyta; Magnoliopsida; Asterales; Asteraceae.